Molecule: messenger RNA, 372 nt
Organism: Trypanosoma conorhini
Lineage: Eukaryota; Euglenozoa; Kinetoplastea; Trypanosomatida; Trypanosomatidae
Exons: 1
Coding region: 1-372 (123 amino acids)
Source: RefSeq, a predicted model, not a curated record
AUGGACCUCGGUGGGACACGCAACGCGCGUGGCGCGGGGGAGCGGGAGCGGCGCCGGCCCAGCGGUGCCCCCAAGCCUCCGUGGAGUCAAACACGCGAGGGCUGCCGAGGGAGCAGCGGCAGUAGAAGAAGAGGACGGUCCAACCAACCAGCCAAAGAAGUAAAAAGACAAGAACAAAAACGAGAGAUAUACUUAUACCAAGCCGAUGAUCAUUGGCAGCAGCAGCAGCAGCAGCAGCAGCAGCAGUGGUGGUGGCGGUGGAGUAACACGGAAAGUGAGGACGAAAAGAAAGAGGAAUCCCUAACGCAUGCCGAGAGAUACGGCGGAGGCCAUCAGUACACGUGCCCGCACCGCGUCGAUGAAUCCCGGUAA